AAAAAAUCGAAACUGUCAAAAUAAAAAUGGCCGCGCAUCGUGUGUUCAUUUCGCAUUAUUGUUGAUUCAAGAUUUUACCUUGUAAUAUCUACAAUUAAUUGUAAUUUUAGUCUAAUUGUAUAAAGAAGUUAUCGUAGUUUUUUAGCUGUGAUUUCAAAGGUGUGUAUUCAUACAAAAUGGAUUCAAAUAAGGAAGGUAAGCGUAAGAAGGAAAGAAACAGUGAUGAUGAAGACAGACGAAGGGAAAAGAAGUCUAGACGGGCUCGAUCGAGGUCUAGAUCACCAGACGAAAGCCGCGAGAGAGAUUCCAGACGGAAACGAAGACACUCCAAGUCUAGGUCACCCGGCGAACCCGCAAAACAUGAGAAACGAGCUAGCUCACCGAAGGAGCCCGAGGUCAAAAAAGAAGCGCCACAGCGACGUGCUAAGGACACAGACAUGUUAAACACAAGAACAGGAGGUGCCUACAUCCCUCCAGCCCGACUCAGAAUGAUGCAGGCACAAAUCACCGACAAAUCUUCAGUAGCAUAUCAAAGAUUAGCUUGGGAAGCUUUAAAAAAGUCAAUACACGGCCACAUCAACAAAAUUAAUGUUGGUAACAUUGGUAUUAUUAUCAAGGAACUGUUAAAAGAGAACAUAGUUCGCGGUAGAGGUUUGUUAUGUAGAUCAGUGAUACAGGCUCAAGCUGCUUCACCCACAUUUACUAAUGUCUAUGCUGCCCUAGUGGCCGCUGUCAACUCUCGUUUCCCAAACAUUGGUGAGCUCCUUCUAAAGAGGUUAAUGAUACAAUUCAAAAGAGGAUUUAAGCGCAAUGACAAACCUAUUUGCAUAUCAUCGGCUUCAUUUAUAGCCCAUUUAGUUAAUCAGAGAGUUGCUCAUGAAAUUCUAGCUUUAGAACUGUUAACUUUGCUAGUUGAGACACCUACCGAUGAUUCAGUAGAAGUAGCGAUAGCAUUCUUGAAGGAAUGUGGUCAGAAACUGACUGAGGUGUCCUCGAAGGGUGUGAAUGCUAUAUUUGAGAUGUUGAGGAAUAUUCUCCAUGAGGGACAGUUGGACAAAAGGGUGCAGUACAUGAUUGAAGUCAUGUUCCAAGUGUGGAAGGAUGGGUUCAAGGAUCAUCCGGCUUUGAUUGAGGAGUUGGAGCUAGUACCUGAGGAGGAGCAGUUCACACAUCUCAUGAUGCUGGACGAAGCUACAGAUGCACAGGAUAUUCUGAAUGUCUUCAAAUUCGAUGACAAAUAUGAGGAGAAUGAACAAAAAUACAAAACCCUCAGCAAAGAGAUCCUAGGAUCUGAUGCUGAAUCCGGUGAUGAGGAUGGCUCCGGAGAGAGUGGCAGCGAUGAAACUGAUGAAGAAGAAGAAGACGAGGCUCAAAAAGAAGUCACUAUCAUAGACAAUACGGAAACUAAUCUCGUAGCUUUACGAAGAACCAUAUACCUGACUAUAAACUCCAGUUUAGACUUUGAGGAGUGUGCUCAUAAGCUGAUGAAGAUGCAACUGAAACCGGGACAGGAAGUGGAACUCUGCCACAUGUUUUUAGACUGCUGCGCUGAGCAGCGAACGUAUGAGAAGUUUUACGGUUUACUAGCACAACGGUUCUGUAACAUCAAUAGGAUAUACAUCGGCCCUUUCGAGGAAAUAUUCAAAGAUUCAUACGGAACUGCUCACCGGUUAGAUACGAACAGGCUUCGGAAUGUCAGCAAGUUCUUCGCUCAUCUAUUAUUUACGGAUUCAAUUAGUUGGGAGGUGUUGGAGUGUGUGAAACUGAAUGAGGAAGAUACAACGAGUUCCAGUCGUAUUUAUAUCAAGAUUUUGUUCCAAGAGUUGGCUGAAUAUAUGGGUUUGAAGAAGCUGAAUGAUCGUCUGAAAGACCCGACCCUGCAAGAUGCCUUCUCUGGCAUCUUCCCUAGAGACAAUCCAAAGAAUACGAGGUUCUCCAUCAAUUUCUUCACGUCUAUUGGUCUUGGAGGCCUGACGGAUGAGUUGAGAGAACAUUUGAAACAGAUGCCCAAGAAUGCACCAGCGCCUAUUCCAGAGAUAAAGCUGAACAGUGACUCCAGUUCAGAAUCUAGUUCUGACUCGUCCAGCUCCAGUAGCUCUGAUGAUUCCUCGUCUUCCAGUGACAGCUCUAGUGAAUCUGAGACAGAAAAAUCUAGCAAAAAGAAGAAAGAAAAGAAAUCUAAGAAAGACAAAAACAAGGAAAAGGUACCACAAACACCUGCUGAGGAACCUGAGAAACCUGUUGAAAGAUGGGGCCAUGAUGGUUUCUAUGAUACUUAUGGUAAAGAUGCCAAGAGAAUGGAAAACAGGCCCGAUGCACGUCAAGAUAGAGAGAACUUCGCACGACCAAGGGAUGCUAGAAGAAAUGAUGAUAGAAUGGACCAGAGAAACGGAGACGAUAGGCGCAGGAGAUAUGACGAACAGGACAAUGGGGAUUAUAGACGACGUGACAAUGACAGGGGACGGCAAAAUGACGAUAGAGAUAAUGAAAAACAUGAAGAAAGUCAAAGGGUCAUAAAUAAAGGAAUCCAGAUAAUCGCUCAUGUCUCAAAGGAAAUAACCAGGAUAAACAAAGAACAUCGAAUGCUGAACAAGGAUAAUCGCGGAAGAAAAAGAAAAAGGAACAGAAAAGAUGCAGAAGAUAGAAGGGACAAUGACGAACCUAGGAGUAGAAAGAGAGAUGAAGAACGUCAGGCUCGCGAAGAAACGAAUGGAAAUAGUCGCAAAAAAGAUAAGAAUGAUAGAAAUAGAGAGGCUCGUGAUGAAGAAGACACUAGAUCUAGGAGAAGAGAUAAUGACAGUGGAAGAUUAAAUGGCGACGAACAAAAUAUAGACAAAAGUAGCAAAAGAAGAGAUGAUUCUGACGACCCUAAAUCUAAAAAGAAAGAUACAAAAGAAAAGGAAAGUAAAAAGAAAGACAAAACUGCCAAAAAAGAUAAGAAAAAGAAAAGUAGGGACAGUAGUAGUGAGGAUGAAAGUUCGAGCAAACGAAAGGAAAAGAAACGUUCUAAAGGUAGUAGUAAAAAACAGAAGAGUGAUACUGAGUCUUCAUCAUCAUCAUCAUCCUCUUCGUCAUCAUCAUCAUCAUCAUCCUCUGAUAGUGAGGAUGAAAAGGUACAUGGUAGAUAUUGGGAUAAUUUAGAUAUUAAGAGUAGAGACGAAGUAGAAAAGGAUAUUCAUGGCAGAAAAGAACGAACGUAACGUACCAUUGAUUGUAUGAAAUGCUAAUAACUUGAAAACAAAGAAAACUGAAAAAAUAUUCCUGUACUGAUGAAUAUGAUAUCUAGUUUGUUAUAUAAAUCUUAAUAAAUAAUUUUAAUUGUGUA
Messenger RNA from Helicoverpa armigera (cotton bollworm), 3325 nucleotides. RefSeq names its product nucampholin (gene ncm). NCBI's taxonomy places the organism in Eukaryota, Metazoa, Arthropoda, Insecta, Lepidoptera, Noctuidae. The transcript is spliced from 7 exons. Gene Ontology annotation, biological process: mRNA splicing, via spliceosome. The record is from RefSeq and is a predicted model, not a curated record. Gene Ontology annotation, molecular function: RNA binding; protein binding. Bases 177 to 3200 code for a protein of 1007 amino acids. Gene Ontology annotation, cellular component: catalytic step 2 spliceosome.